UUUGAUUUUAAUGAGAUGCACAAGGCUGGUGAUGUGAUCCUCGGUGGUCUGUUUGAGGUCCACUCCACCUCUGUCUUCCAUGAGCCGACGUUCACGUCAGAGCCAAAUCAGCUCAGCUGCCAAGGUUUUGAACCUCCAGGGUUUAGGCGUGCCAUGACCAUGGCCUAUGCUAUUGAUGAGAUCAACAAAAACCCCAACCUGCUACAGAAUGUGUCUCUGGGAUACAGUCUUUAUGACAACUGUGCCACACUUGUAAUUGGAUAGUCACUAGCCAGCGGUCGAGAGGAGCAGUUUCUGCUUCAAGAGACCUGUUUAGGGACCCCCCCAGUCCUUGGGAUUGUGGGAGAUUCCAUGUCAACAUUUUCUAUCGCCACAUCUGAUGUGAUAGGUUUAUUCAAAUUGCCCAUGGUGAGUUACUUUGCCACAUGUUCCUGCCUGAGUGAUAGGCGGAGGUUUCCAUCCUUCUUCAGAACAAUCCCAAGUGAUGCUUUCCAGGUGCGUGCUAUGUUUCAGAUUAUGAAACACUUUGGCUGGUUGGGCAAAGAGGUGGUGAGGCAGAAUAUGACAGGCCUGCAGUGGAUGGCCAUUGAAGCCUGGACUACAGCAGCUGUGCUCCAGACCCCCCGCCUCAUGCCGUACCUGGGUGGCACCCUGGGCAUUGCCAUCCGUCGAGGAGAAAUAUCAGGGCUCAAGGAUUUUCUAUUAAAAACAAGUCCUGACAAGUCAAACAAUCAUAGGAAUAGAAUGGUAAGUCAGUUUUGGGAAUACACAUUUUGGUGUAAAUUUGCACCACCUCCAGCAGGUUGGGUGGAAGCUGGGGGAGCUCUAUGCACUGGGCAGGAAGAUCUAGCAAGUGUGGAGACUGAGUUUUUGGAUGUUUCAAACCUCAGGCCAGAAUACAAUAUCUACAAGGCUGUAUAUGCCCUGGCAUAUGCCCUUGAUGAUAUGCUGCGCUGUGUGCCAGGGAGAGGGCCUUUCAGUGGACACAGCUGUGCUGCUUUGCAAACACUGGAGCCAUGGCAGCUUAUACAUUACUUGGAAAAGGUCAACUUUACAACAACAUUUGGGGAUCAAGUAUCAUUUGAUGAGAAUGGUGAUGCCUUACCAAUAUAUGACAUCAUGAACUGGCAGUGGCUCCCUGAUGGAAAAAUAAAUGUUCAGAAUGUGGGUGUUGUUAAGAAGUCUGCCUCCAAAGGUGAAGAACUCACACUUGAUGAAGAAAACAUCUUCUGGAGCUUUGUCUUCAAACAGCCACCCCAGUCCGUGUGCAGUGAGAGCUGUUCUCCAGGUAGCCGCAUGACCAGAAAAAAGGGACAGCCUGUCUGCUGUUAUGACUGUGUCGCUUGUUCUGAGGGAAAAUACAGCAAUGAAACUGACUCCAUGGAGUGCAGCAGUUGUCCAGAGGACUUCUGGUCCAGCCCCCAGCGUGACCACUGUGUUCCUAAAAAAACAGAGUUCCUCACUUAUGAAGAGCCUCUUGGUAUCUGCUUGACAACCGCCUCUUUACUCGGCACAUUUAUCUGUGCUGUUGUCGUAGGAAUCUUUAUCCAUCACCGUAGCACACCCAUGGUACGCGCCAACAAUUCAGAACUAAGUUUCCUGCUCUUAGCAUCACUUAAGCUAUGUUUCCUGUGUUCACUGCUGUUUAUCGGCCAUCCCAGACUGUGGACAUGUCAAUUGAGACAUGCAGCAUUUGGGAUAAGCUUUGUACUUUGUAUCUCUUGUAUUCUUGUUAAAACCAUGGUGGUUCUGGCUGUGUUCAACGCCUCCAAGCCAGGAGGUGGAGCCAGUCUGAAGUGGUUUGGUGCUGGACAGCAGAGAGGGACAGUUUUGCUUCUUACAUCCAUUCAGGCAGUGAUUUGUACUGCUUGGCUUGUCUCUUCCUCACCAGUGCCUCAAAAAAACACUCAAUACUACAAUGACAAAAUAGUGUAUGAGUGUGUAGUCGGGUCCACAGUUGGAUUUGCAGUGUUAAUGGGUUAUAUUGGAUUACUUGCUAUACUUAGUUUCCUGUUAGCAUUUAUGGCAAGGAAUCUUCCAGAUAGCUUCAAUGAGGCCAAACUCAUCACUUUUAGCAUGCUGAUCUUCUGUGCUGUGUGGGUGGCCUUUGUUCCUGCUUACAGAAACUCCCCAGGCAAAUAUGCAGAUGCCGUAGAAGUAUUUGCCAUCCUGGCCUCCAGUUUUGGCCUCUUGAUGGCACUGUUUGGUCCCAAAUGUUACAUUAUACUGCUGAGACCAGAGAGGAACACAAAGAAAGCUAUCAUGGGUCGGGGUAUUGAGUCAUAAAAACCUGCAAUUAGUUUUAUAGGA
This is a messenger RNA of Trematomus bernacchii (emerald rockcod), 2310 nucleotides long. RefSeq names its product extracellular calcium-sensing receptor-like. Lineage: Eukaryota; Metazoa; Chordata; Actinopteri; Perciformes; Nototheniidae. Gene Ontology annotation, biological process: G protein-coupled receptor signaling pathway. Gene Ontology annotation, cellular component: membrane. The record is from RefSeq and is a predicted model, not a curated record. Gene Ontology annotation, molecular function: G protein-coupled receptor activity.